Messenger RNA from Plutella xylostella (diamondback moth), 4040 nucleotides. RefSeq names its product dyslexia-associated protein KIAA0319. Gene Ontology annotation, biological process: neuron migration. The record is from RefSeq and is a predicted model, not a curated record. Gene Ontology annotation, molecular function: protein binding. Lineage: Eukaryota; Metazoa; Arthropoda; Insecta; Lepidoptera; Plutellidae. Gene Ontology annotation, cellular component: cytoplasmic vesicle; membrane.
CAAUGUCUGUUCAUCACAGAGUAAUAAUCCAGCCGCAGAAUUAUUGCAAAUGCAAAAUAAAAUGUAUAAAAUGAUUUGCAAAGCAAUUUUAUCAUAACGCCUACGCAACUAAUGUGGUAUCUACAGUAUUUCAGUUCAUCCGAUCCUGAUAAAUGUUACCCGCUAGCCUAAAGUCGUAUUUCAAUUUAAAUCGUGGUCUGUUGUGAUCCACAUCUGUCCCUUAAAAUUCGACAUUACUUAUCCUAAUUUGAUCAUGAGCAUAAAUAAUAAUGCCUUUACUACCGUGUUUUUACUCAUACUCUCUAUAAACAUCAAAGUAUGCCUAGGACAGUUCAAUAAAGCCUGGAGUGAUAAAUAUGAAAGCAACACUUGCCCGAAACUUCAUCCAAAAAAUUUCAUCAACUUUACUCCAGUUGGGAAAUUAUCAGCGGGCAACUAUACAGAAAAGACAAAUCUUCGAGGGUUGCGACAAUGCGUGAUGGCGUGCUGCAUCGCCGACUCGUGCAACAUCGUGUUUAUCCACAAUGGCCGGUGCCUGCAUGUGGAGUGUGUGAGCGACGAGCUCUGUCUGCCGCAGCUGAGGACUGGCAACAGGAAGUGGGAGUCCCAUGUCUCCAUGAUACUGGUCAAACCUGUUCUGCCCAAUGAGAAUUGGUCAGACAUUCUUGACCAGUCCAACUAUAGGGAAGCAAACAACUUUGUACCUGAAGAUGACUCCAUCUACUCUCCAUACAGCAGCAGCCACAGAAAUGAUAUAGGACCAGAAGAUGUUGACCCUAAUUUCUUAGCCAGAUUCCUAAGCAAUCUUCCAAACAUUGAAGAUGAGGACAAUUCAAGACCCUAUAGCAAAUAUAGGGAUAACAAUGUGGGAGAAAUGAUACUUGAUGCUUCAAGCUUUCUAGACAAGGACCCUUGUGAAGUUGGGGUAGCUGAAGACUGCCCAUUCAAUGCUGAGUGUAUUCCUCUAAGUAUUAAAACUCGUAAUGGAAUCUGUAAGUGUAUACCAGGCACCUCUGAGAAUGAACAGGGUAUGUGUGUUCAGAACUCCAGACCUUAUUCUAAGGGCCCCACAGAUCUAGAAACUAUGAUGAAGAAAACUGAAGAUCUAUCUGCUGAGCCAAAGCUUGAAUCUUCUUCGCCAAGUACCAUUCAAAAACUGACAGUCUCUAUUGUGUCCAAAGAGGUUCAACUACCAGACAAUGAAGUAACCCUGGAUGCAUUUACCAUUCCUGAUGAAAAAGCCACUCAGAGCCAUUACAAUUAUGUCUGGACACUAGUUGACCAGCCUAAAGGAGGAUUUACUGGCAACAUGAAGCAGAACGGCGCGUCCGUCACGCUAACCGACCUGACGGAAGGCCAGUACCAGUUCAAGGUCACAGUGAACGGGACGGGCGCGUACGGCGAGGGCUUCGGCAACGUGACGGUGGCGCCGCGGCAGCGCACCAACACGCCGCCGCUCGUGCUCAUCACGCCGCGCGCGCAGAGCGUCAAGCUGCCCAACUCCAUGGCCGUGCUGGACGGCGGCGCUAGUAAGGACGACGACGCAAUAAUCUCCUGGCACUGGGAGGUCAAAGCGGGUCCGAUCGGCUACCAGCCGCCGCUUCAGGACGGGCCCACGCUCGUGUUGAACGACCUCAAGCAGCCCGGCAACUACACCUUCCAACUCACUGUGGAGGACUCCGACCAUGUCAAGAAUUCGACCACUGCGAAUAUUACAGUGCUGAACCCGACUGAUUACCCGCCGGAGGCUAAUGCAGGUCAAGACGUGAUAAUCUACCUGCCCAACAACAAGCUGACGUUAAACGGCAGCCUGUCCACGGACGACCACGAGAUCGUGCAGUGGGAAUGGACCAAGGCGGCGCAGGAUGAGAAUAAGGCGGUUGAUAUGCAGAACACACACUCGCCCUAUUUACAGCUAUCCAACCUAUCAGAGGGCAUGUACACAUUCGUACUGAAGGUGACAGAUUCGUCGGGGCAGUCCUCUACAGCAGAGGUGCAUGUGUUCGUGAAACCUCCCACGAACACUCCGCCUGUCGCCAACGCCGGGUCUGACCUCUUCAUAUCGCUGCCCCAGACCUGGGUCACAUUGAACGGGUCCAGCUCUCACGACGAUCACAGAAUAGUCGCGUACACUUGGCAUUGCGUCGACGGGCCCACUAACUCCACUAUCGUAGGCUAUAAUGAGUCUGUGGCCAACGCUACCGGCUUGACUAAAGGACAGUACGUGUUUUCGCUGACGGUGCUAGAUGACAACGGGAAUUCGGCAACGGAUAACGUUACCGUUACUGUUACACAGAACAAGAACAGCCCGCCAAAAGCGAACGCGGGCGGCGACCAAGUCCUCUCUCUGCCUCUCCCCGUGCUGUCCCUGAACGGGUCCGCAUCUCGGGAUGACUUCCGCAUCGUGUCGUGGCGCUGGGCGCGCGCCGCGUCCGGCCUCGCCGCCGGCACCGUCGUGCUCAACACUGACACGCAACCUGUGCUCAUGCUAACAAACAUAGAGCCGGGGCGCUACGUCUUCGAGCUAACAGUGACAGACGACCAAGGAGAAUCCGACCGGGACACAGUGAGCGUGCAAAUAAAACCCGACCCGUUAGAGAUGCACCUUCUGGAGAUGACCCUCAAUGUCCCGGUGUCGACGUUCACACAGAGCCAGUUGGACUCGCUGGUUCAGAAGAUGGCGCUACUUUUGAAGGAGGAUGUCAAAGUGAAUGUGACGGAAGUGCGCGGGGAGAUCGAUACCGGGAAUACGCAGCUGAUAUUCUUUUUGUCUGAAGAGAACAAAGCCGUCGAGGGCAUCCGCGCCCUAAACCUUGUCCGGGGCGCGGGCACCGAUUCCUACGGGGCGGGCGUAGCGCGAGUGCGCACCGUGCGCUGCCUGAGCUCGUGCUCGGGGCGCGGCGCGUGCGACCAGGCGGCGCGCGCGUGCCGCUGCGACGCCUUCUGGAUGCAGAGCCUCUUCACGCUCAUGCAGCCCGACGCACAGCCUGAUUGUGACUGGUCAGUAGUCUACGCGAGUCUCGGCGGCAUCGCGGCUCUGUGCCUCACGUGCGGGCUGUGUUCGCUGUGCGCGCGCGGCGCCCGCCGAGUGGCCGCCCCCCGCGCGCCGCGCCCCGCCCCCGCCUACCGGCUGCUGCCAUUGGCUGAUCAUGAGGAUAAGCCUUUUACAAGCAAGGACCUCUCAGAAUCGGAGACGGAUUCGGACGUACUGUUCGAGUCGAAGAGCAAGACGACGUCGUUCAACCGCCUGCUCAACGGCGACGCUCAGCCCAACUGGAAGAAAAACGGACACCACAAACCCUCAAGAAAGGUGAAAACGUAGGAACGAAUGUGAUGCAAACAAAUGUUUACUUGACGCAUAUUGAGCAGAGCUGAGUAUAUUGAUAAUUGCCAUAUUACAGUACCGAGUACCUACCCUAUGUUCAUUGUAACUCAAGGUUUCCAAAGAUACAGUGAAUUCGUAGUGCAUUGACGCUCAAGUGUUGUUUUGCGAGGAGAACCCAGAUUCCAGCAGCAAUGCACUAAGAAUUCAAUAUUGUUUUGGACAUGGAUGGCAUUGAAUAGUGUACUUAGGUACCUGUAAAGUAAAUUAUUUACUCCCCGAGGCUGUGCCUUUGUUACCUGCCACACUAGAAAGUGUAUUAACAAAAUAGAAAGGCGAUAUUUGCGAUACUGUUCUCAAAAAGAUUAGCGUGAACCAAAAUAUUUUUUCAGUAAGUAAUAAGCCUUGGAAGCUUCUAGAAACAUGAGGUCUAGGCGUAAAAUAUUAAAAUGUAUUCAUAAUUUAAGUACUUAAUUGAGUGUUCGUGUUUAGAACGCAUAAUUGACUGAAAUUACCAGCAGUAGGUACUUAUUUACAAUGGUUAACCUAUUAUGUACGAGUAUUACCAUGGUAUAUGAUGAUAAUAAUGAUUUUAUUAGACUUUGGAGUAUUACAUUAUAUUUACAACUCAGACAAUGGGGUCUGGUAAAGAGAGAUAACUAUAAUUUAUAUUAUUUGCAGAUUGUGCCACAAGUGCCCAUUGAAAUACCAUAGUUUU